AUGAAAAGUAUAAGAUUAUUAUUUCAUAUUCAUUAUUUAUCUUCACCAACGACUAAAUAUUUUUAUCAAUUGAAUUCUAUUCAAUCACGAUGUCUUCUUCAUACAUGUUUACCAUUGAUGAAUAAAGAUAUGGCGAAAAUGGAUUCAAUUGAAGAACAUCCUCAUAUGCGAAUCGUGGCUAGGGCGAUAAUUCAACAUAAACAACCAGAAAAUUAUAUGAUGCAUCAUGAAAUUUACUCGAAAAAAGAACUUAAUGAUAUUAAAAUAACACAUAAAAGAUUUGAAUCAUGGCAUGAUCGUGUAGCAUAUGGAGCUGUUCGAACUUUGCGCUUUGUUUUCGAUGUAUUUACUGGUUAUAUGCAUCCAUCACUACCAUCAAAAUCUGAUUUCAAAAACGAAGUUCAACAUUCACAUAAAACUAUGACCGAACAGCAAUGGUUGAGACGUUUUAUAUUUCUCGAAACAGUUGCUGGUGUACCAGGCAUGGUCGGUGGAAUGAGUCGUCAUAUGAAAUCACUUCGUACAAUGCGUCGUGAUUAUGGAUGGAUUCAUACUCUUUUGUCUGAAGCAGAAAAUGAACGUAUGCAUUUACUUACUUUUUUACAGUUACGACAACCAGGCUGGUUCUUUCGUGGAAUUGUUCUAAUUGGUCAAGGUGCAUUUUUUAAUGCUUUCUUUCUUACAUAUAUUCUUUCACCAAGAAUAUGUCAUCGUUUUGUUGGUUUUCUUGAAGAAGAGGCUGUUAUUACUUACACACGAUGUAUUGAAGAUCUUGAUGCUGGUAAGCUUCCGGCAUGGUCAGCCUUAUCAGCACCAAGUAUUGCUAAAAAUUAUUGGAAACUACCAGAAAAUGCUAUGAUGAGAGAUGUUCUAUUAGCUAUACGUGCUGAUGAAGCUACACAUCGCGAAGUCAAUCAUAAAUUAGCUGAUGUUGGACCUGAUGCACCGAAUCCAUUUGUGAUUGAAGCCAGGAGAACAGAAGAUCCAUCUGCUUAA
Molecule: messenger RNA, 996 nt
Organism: Rotaria sp. Silwood2
Lineage: Eukaryota; Metazoa; Rotifera; Eurotatoria; Philodinida; Philodinidae
Source: the annotation of a GenBank genome assembly